Molecule: messenger RNA, 1994 nt
Organism: Entelurus aequoreus (snake pipefish)
Lineage: Eukaryota; Metazoa; Chordata; Actinopteri; Syngnathiformes; Syngnathidae
Product: BTB/POZ domain-containing protein KCTD2-like
Exons: 6
Coding region: 149-943 (264 amino acids)
Biological process (GO): protein homooligomerization; proteasome-mediated ubiquitin-dependent protein catabolic process
Cellular component (GO): Cul3-RING ubiquitin ligase complex; cytoplasm
Molecular function (GO): cullin family protein binding
Source: RefSeq, a predicted model, not a curated record
CGGAAGUAAACAGUAAUCAGGUUAAAACCCGGAAGUAGUGCUCCCCUCGUUUGAAAAUGUCGUCGCUCCAAAGGCAGGCUUGAUGUCAUGUUCCCCGGUGAUUGAUGUCAUGUUCCCCGGUGAUUGAUGUCAUGUUCCCCGGUGAUUGAUGUCAUGUUCCCCGGUGUGCGGUCACGGUGUGUUUAAGGCCUCAGCUUCUCCGCCGUCACAGCAGCUGAUCAUGGCCGAGCUGCAGGGCGUGGAGGCCGGCCUUGGCUCCGGUCCCGGCCCCGCUGCUUCUGCCGAGGUUCGCCUGCUCAACCCCCGCUCGGUCCUCGGCUUCCCCGCCAAGAGCGGCCACACCGACGCGGCCGAGCGUCCCAAGUCCCGCUGGGUCCGCCUGAACGUCGGCGGGACUUACUUCGUCACCACCAAGCAGACUCUGUGCCGGGAGCCCAAGUCCUUCCUGUUCCGUCUGUGCCAGGACGACCCGGACCUGGACUCGGACAAAGACCAGACCGGGGCUUAUUUGAUCGACAGAGACCCGACCUACUUUGGACCCGUCCUCAACUACCUGCGCCACGGAAAACUCAUCCUGGACAAGAACCUGGCUGAGGAAGGUGUUCUCGAAGAAGCUGAGUUCUACAACAUCGCCUCGCUAGUCCGCCUGGUCAAAGAGCGAAUACGUGACAACGAGAACCGCACCUCACAGGGCACAGUGAAGCACGUGUAUCGGGUGCUGCAGUGUCAGGAGGAGGAGCUAACACAGAUGGUCUCUACUAUGUCUGAUGGAUGGAACUUUGAACAGCUGAUCAGCAUUGGCUCCUCCUACAAUUAUGGUAAUGAGGACCAGGCAGAGUUCCUGUGUGUGGUUUCUCGUCAACUCAACAACUCCACCAAUGGCGUCGUCAUCGAGCCCACCGAGAAGGCCAAGAUCCUGCAGGAGCGAGGCUCUCGCAUGUGAGGGGACGUCCCGCCCACCGAGCAAAACUUUUGACUCCGCCCCCAUCGUGGUCAUCAUCACGCCCUCCCGUGUGCCUUUCGGCCCCUCCCCCACUUCCUGUCUCCCGCCAACAGGAAGUGACGUGUCUGAGGCACAUAUCCAUGGCGGCCCCUGGCAUGCCCUCCUGUGGCUCCUCCCCCUCGCCAAAGCAUCCAUGAAGACUUUGGACUGACUCCGCCUCUCACAGGACAUGUCACCGCCCUCUCCAGCCAAUCACGGCACGUCUUAAAACUUAGUAAAUGUCAUCAGUGAAAAUGGCCGCCAUCUUGAAAUGUUGACGCACCUGGGGUGGGCGGGGCUUAGAAGGCAGGAUGUUAGCAUCGCUCCUGCUAGCAGAAUGAAAGUCAAAGUAAAUGGGUGUCUGUUCUGGAACCUUCUUCAUGUCCUGGAACCUGUUGUGCUCCAUGGGGGCGGAGCCUAAUGAGCCAACAGGUGGUUAGCCUCCAAUCAGAUGUCCCACAAAGACUCUAGUGUGUGUGUGUGUGUGUGUGUGUGUGUGUGUGUGUGUGUGUGUGCAUGUUGUUGUUGUUGUUGUUGACAGUAUUGUGAGACACCUGCUCUCCUCUUUUAUUGCACUUUGUUGCUGUGACACCAUAAACCUCCCUCUCACCUGUGCACCUCACUUCCUUCUUUACACAGGUGACAAUGAACACAGUUAAAAAUGAACCGGUAAUAUACACAGGUGACAAUGAACACGGGUGACAGUGAACACAGUUAAAAAUGAACCGGUAAUAUACACAGGUGACAAUGUACACAGGUGACAAUGUACACAGGUGACAGUGAACACAGGUGACAGUGAACACAGGUGACAAUGAACACAGGUGACAGUGAACACAGGUGACAAUGUACACAGGUGACAAUGUACACAGGUGACAAUGUACACAGGUGACAGUGAACACAGGUGACAGUGAACACAGUUAAAAAUGAACAGGUAAUAUACACAGGUGACAAUGAACACAGGUGACAAUGUACACAGGUGACAAUGUACACAGGUGACAAUGAACACAGGUGA